AUGCCAGGACAAAGACUAGACUACUCCCGCUACGGUCCUCGAGGUCAAUCGCAGCGGGCCGUUGAGGGACCGCGGCAGCGGUGGUGUGGGCUUCGCAGGGAUACCUGGGCACACGGUCGCGUCUGGCUGCUAGCAGGCACCAGGGUGGUAGAACCGUACCUAGGGGCAUUGGAAAAGGUCCUGUGGCGGAGGCCCGGCGCUGAAGAUGGACCUGAGCAUGCACGUAAGACCGGAAUUCCACCGUCUUCGCGAAGACUUUCGUCGAUGGCGGAUUCGUGGCGCCGCGGCGCGAACAACGUCCAUGACCUGGGCCCGGACCUCAACCCCAAGCUCAACGUCGACCUCAGGGUCGACCCGGAACAUGCGCAUUCAGAAGGGACCUGA
This is a messenger RNA of Diaporthe citri, 384 nucleotides long. RefSeq lists its product as uncharacterized. The transcript is spliced from 3 exons. NCBI's taxonomy places the organism in Eukaryota, Fungi, Ascomycota, Sordariomycetes, Diaporthales, Diaporthaceae. The coding region runs from base 1 to 384 and encodes 127 amino acids. The record is from RefSeq and is a predicted model, not a curated record.